Molecule: messenger RNA, 1903 nt
Organism: Lycium ferocissimum
Lineage: Eukaryota; Viridiplantae; Streptophyta; Magnoliopsida; Solanales; Solanaceae
Product: cytochrome c oxidase assembly protein COX15
Exons: 7
Coding region: 193-1602 (469 amino acids)
Biological process (GO): heme A biosynthetic process
Cellular component (GO): mitochondrial inner membrane
Molecular function (GO): oxidoreductase activity, acting on NAD(P)H, heme protein as acceptor
Source: RefSeq, a predicted model, not a curated record
CCCCAAAAGUACCUAAAUCUUAUGGCUAUACAAAUAUCCACGCUUUGUUUUGCCCAUGGUUUUGCGUGAACCGGCCGGUUCAUCCUUAAACCCUGUCCAAGAUUUAACGUGGGCAAGCCAAAACCCAAGAACGCAGCAACACAAAAUUUGUAGCAAUUUUGAUAGAGAAAAUUGAAACCCCAAAAAAGGACAAUGUUAGAAAGCAGAUUGAUUACAUUUCUAAGGCGAAAUAAAGAUUUGGGUCAUAAAAUUUCAUCAAAUCUUGGAAAAUGGGGUUUUACAGAAACCAAGAUUUCAAAUGAAGCUUCAUUUUCGAUAUUGAACCAGAAAAGGUGUUUAUAUUCUAGCAGAAAUAUAAUUAGAAGAACAUUUGUUAACUAUGGUUUAAGAUCCUUUCAUCAACUUAAUCACAAGGGUGUGCAUAGAACAUCUUUCAGAAAAAUUUCCACGGUGGCAGCAGCUUCUGUAGCUGAAAACAAGGAGGGAUUGAAGUUCCUUGUAACUGCUGGACCCCAUGCCCGGAAAGCGGUUGGCAUAUGGCUCUUUGCCUCUGCUGCUUGGGUCUUCAGUAUGGUUGUGCUUGGUGGUGUAACACGGUUGACACGUUCCGGUCUUUCAAUGACAGACUGGAAAUUCACCGGGAGCCUUCCUCCUCUAACAGAUGAAGAUUGGUUGGUUGAAUUUGAGAAGUACAAGCAAUCCCCAGAAUACAAACGUGUGAACAAGGGGAUGAACAUUGAGGAUUUCAAGUUUAUAUAUUGGAUGGAAUAUGCACACAGAAUGUGGGGAAGGGGUCUUGGUAUAAUGUUUGCACUUCCAUUCUCAUAUUUUCUCCGUAAAGGAUAUAUAACAGUAAGACUUGGACUUAGACUCUCUGGACUCUUUGCUCUUGGUGCUGGACAGGGGCUCAUAGGUUGGUGGAUGGUGAAAAGUGGUUUAGAGGAGCCAGCAUCAGAGUAUGUUGAACCAAGAGUAAGCCCUUACCGCCUUUCAGCUCAUCUUACCUCCGCGUUUGCUAUUUAUUGUGGACUUUUCUGGACGGCUCUUUCUGUUGUUAUGCCUGAACCUCCAGCUGAAUCACUUGCCUGUGUUCGUGGGGCCGCAAAAGUUAAGCGGCUUGCAAUUCCCGUGGGCAUCCUUGUUGGAAUUACUGCUAUCUCUGGAGCUUUUGUUGCUGGAAAUGACGCUGGACGGGCAUUUAAUACUUUUCCAAAGAUGGGAGAUAAAUGGAUUCCAGAUGAUAUCUUUAGUAUGAAACCUCUUAUCCGCAACUUUUUUGAGAAUACAUCAACAGUUCAGCUUGAUCAUCGUAUACUCGCCACUGCUACUUUAGCUGCAAUAGGCGGAUUAUGGUUGUCAACCAGAAAGGUGGAUAUGCAUCCUGCAGUACGACAUUUAAUUGGAAGCACCAUGGGCAUGGCUGCUCUGCAGGUUACAUUGGGCAUAUCUACUCUUCUUUCCUACGUCCCAGUUUCUCUAGGAACUGCUCAUCAGGCAGGAGCAUUGACUCUUUUAACAUUCAUGAUCCUGCUCAAUCACACUGUCCGGCGACCUUCCCCAUCACUUCUGAAGGCAUUACCUACAGUCGCGAAAAUGGUCUGACAUUAUUGAUACCGUAACUUCUUAUAGAACAUUGACAUUGUUAGGCAUUUUAAGUUAUACCGUUUGCGACCCUUGCAGAAUCAGAAAAAUGCAUCUUUUUCUUCCCCUUUUGUUUUCAUAUGUUCUUGGAAAUUUAGAAUGAUUAAUCUUGCAAAGAAUCUGCAAUCUUGUACUUUUGUCUCUGCUCAUUCAAUGACUCUUUAGAAAAUCAACAGCGAUCAACUUUAAGUGGGGAAAGAAAAAUUCUUCUUGUUGAAUAAGUACUACUCCAGUUGUAUACAAAGAUAAAAGUUCAUUGAAA